This is a messenger RNA of Cryptococcus wingfieldii CBS 7118, 1647 nucleotides long. RefSeq lists its product as hypothetical. The transcript is spliced from 5 exons. Gene Ontology annotation, biological process: regulation of DNA-templated transcription. Gene Ontology annotation, molecular function: zinc ion binding; DNA-binding transcription factor activity, RNA polymerase II-specific. NCBI's taxonomy places the organism in Eukaryota, Fungi, Basidiomycota, Tremellomycetes, Tremellales, Cryptococcaceae. The record is from RefSeq and is a predicted model, not a curated record. The coding region runs from base 1 to 1647 and encodes 548 amino acids.
AUGCUCCCAAACCAGCUUUUCUCCAUGGAGAUGCCAUUCAGCCACACCCCCGACACCGUUCUCUAUCAACAAAACAUCUACUACCCCCAAGCGACGCACUACCUCACAAAGUACUACUCGGACGGACAUUGGUCUUGGCGCGAGCCUGAGUUGCACGACAGAUUUGCCCCUCAUUUGUCCCUCGAGGCCGAGGGGAUAAGGCUCGCAAUGGAAGAACGAGAAGCUCGUCGUACUUCGGAGGACGCUGAGAGCGACAGCGACAGCGAUUGCGACUCUGAAGAGCCUUUCAGUAUCAGCAGUGGGACUGUCAACGAGAUAUUUGAAGAUAACGAUACCAGCGACACGAGUAUCUCACCUUCCCUCUCCGGUUGCGAUGACGACAAAAACUCCACUGGUCUGCCUCUGUUUGGCGGCGUAAAUUACGAUCCCAACGACUUCCCCUACUGGGCCAUCCGACACGGCGGCAAAGCGCUUCCUCCCGGUCACUCUCUGCCCUCCCACGCAUACACCGGAAACCAAAAGAAGCUCAAGGAAGAGUAUGAUCGCAGGAAGGCCAGCGGAGAAGAGAUGUUUUCGGAAGACGAGGAGUCGGACGGCGAAUGCGAGCAUGUGUUUUACACUGGCAUCGGAGACAGUAGCAAGGAUGGAGGGGGGGAUGGGUACGACUCGAACUCGACAGCUACAACAAGGGACGAGUGGGAUGCCGAGGACUCUGAUGAGGAUUUCAACUUUUCGUCUCCUCCUCCCCGUGGCCCUCCGAAGGCGCCUGUGGCGUUCACCAAUGGUGGCGUAGUCGUGGAGGGGCCUGCUGUUCAACGGGCUGGUGGUCGAGGAAAGAGCACCUCAACUACAGGACAUAGCUCUCGAAACGUUGGCAAGUCAUCCAGUUCGACUAAGACUGCUCGCGAGUCUCAGACGGCCUCGACCCCGUCCAAGCCCCACACGCAGCCUGGUAAGGGCAAGUAUCCCGCCAGGAAGAACCUCAAAGCCUACCAGCUCCCUAAGCAAACUGGAAGCAAGCGUAAGAGCGCUGACGAGGACGCUUGCGACUCCGACCAAGAAGAUCCUGGCGCCAACAUCAAACGGCGCAGAACAACAUCGGGCGGUCUCGCGUCCAAGCAGAAAGGAAGAGUAUAUCGGCAGGAGGAGGAGGAUGACGAUGAGGACGAUGACGAUGAGAAUUUCUACAAUGAUAACUAUAUGCCGGCUAAGAACCGAAAGAACUUGUCCCAAUCCACCUUCAAGCCCCGAGCGCAAAUUUCAAAAGGCAAAAAACCCGCCCGUCCCUUCAAGUCUCGACAGCACAAAAAGGAGAAAGAGCCUCCAGAGUACUUGGUGGGACCCUUCCCUGACGACGGAUUCAAGUACGCCACGUUCAACAUGUGGACCAACAAGCCUGUAGACACCGGAAAGAGAAAGGGUUGUAGAGAAACUUGUCUUUGCUGUCGUAAAUCCAAACGUCGCUGCGAGGGAAUGCUUCCUUGCUACGAGUGUAUUAAGCUGAAGAAGGCUGGUGAAUGUUGCUACAUCGGUACACCGCAAGCGCCCCGAAAUAUCAAACUCUACUAUCAAAGGGGCAUGAUCAGGAGGACUGUGCAUGGUAAUUACACCAUUACUGUGAAUGACUUUGAGAAUGUUGAAGAGUGA